Colossoma macropomum (tambaqui) is the source of this 1899-nucleotide messenger RNA. It is a transcript of the gene pth2rb, whose product is annotated as parathyroid hormone 2 receptor b. The record is from RefSeq and is a predicted model, not a curated record. NCBI's taxonomy places the organism in Eukaryota, Metazoa, Chordata, Actinopteri, Characiformes, Serrasalmidae. Gene Ontology annotation, biological process: cell surface receptor signaling pathway; adenylate cyclase-modulating G protein-coupled receptor signaling pathway. Gene Ontology annotation, cellular component: plasma membrane. The coding region runs from base 1 to 1899 and encodes 632 amino acids. The transcript is spliced from 13 exons. Gene Ontology annotation, molecular function: parathyroid hormone receptor activity; G protein-coupled peptide receptor activity; peptide hormone binding.
AUGCUGCGGUUUCAGAGGGGAGAUCUGGGAGAAUUCAGCGUGUUCAGCAUGGUCAGCAUGGUCAGCGUGCGGGCAGCAGCGCUCUGGAUCUGCGUUCAAGUUUCCUCCUGGAGUUCAGUUGCAGCGCAGCAAGUAGACCCUGAGGUGGGACUCACAGCACAAGAACAGGUUCUCCUGCUGUAUGACAUCAAACUCCAGUGUCUCCAGAACAUUUCUGAACACGACCCUGCAGAUGAAGUGUGUGCUCCUGGAUGGGAUGGGCUCAUCUGCUGGCCUCAGGGCUCUUUAGGGAUCGUUACCAAAGUGCCAUGCCCCAGCUACGUCUACGACUUCAAUCACAACGGCUUUGCGUACCGUAAGUGUGAUGGGAACGGAUCUUGGGUGUCGGUGGAGAACAGAACGUGGGUAAAUUAUUCCGAAUGUCUGUGGUUCCUGACACCAGGCAAGGAAAGAGGGAAAAGGGACUUCUUUGAGAGGCUGCACAUCAUGUACACCGUGGGCUAUGCUGUAUCCUUCAGCUCUUUGAUGGUCGCCAUUUUUAUCAUCGGCUACUUCAGGCGUCUUCACUGCACCAGGAACUACAUCCACAUGCACCUGUUUGUGUCCUUCAUGCUACGUGCCAUCAGCAUCUUCGUGAAGGACCGAGUGGUGUACGCCAACGGCGGAGUGCAGCAGUAUGACGCAAUGCUCAUGGAUGACAUUAACACUGUCUCCAUCGGCCCUCUGGACAAGACUCAGUAUGUGGGGUGCAAAAUCACAGUCCUGCUCUUCAUCUACUUCCUCGCAACCAACUAUUACUGGAUACUGGUGGAAGGACUCUACCUACACAGCCUCAUCUUCAUGGCCUUCUUCUCUGACUCCAAGUACCUCUGGGGCUUCACACUAAUAGGAUGGGGCGUUCCAGCCCUCUUUGUAUCAGCUUGGGCCGUCGUCAGGGCAACGCUGGCAGAUGCACGGUGUUGGGAGCUGAGUGCAGGCAAUAUUAAGUGGAUAUACCAGGUUCCUAUUCUGACGGCAAUUGGACUCAACUUUAUCCUGUUCGUUAAUAUCGUCCGAGUUCUGGCGACGAAGAUCCGGGAGACUAACGCAGGCAGAUACGACACUCGCAAGCAGUACAGGAAGCUGGCUAAAUCCACUCUGGUGCUGGUGCUGGUGUUUGGAGUGCACUAUAUUGUGUUUGUGGGGAUGCCUCACACAUUCACUGGCCUGGGCUGGGAAUUGCGCAUGUACUGUGAGCUUUUCUUCAACUCUUUUCAGGGCUUUUUCGUGUCCAUCAUCUACUGCUUCUGCAAUGGAGAGGUGCAGACAGAGAUGCGGAAGAUGUGGCUGCGCUGGACACUAGCGUUCGACUGGAAGGGCCCAUUCGUGCUGGCCAACUACCGCUACGGGUCAGUGCUGACCAGCUUGAACAGCGGCACCAGUGUCCACUCCCAGCUGCCGGCUGCCACCCGUGGCGCCAUCCUGCUGUCCAGCCGAGUCUAUCGCUCGUCCAGCCGGAUUAGCAGCGCCCGCACCUCACUCUCGCACAGCACACUCUCACACACACACACCCAUGUGGCACUGCCUGGCUAUGUCUUCAGCAGCUCAGACGUGGAGAGUCUGCCGCCAUCCAUCCCUGAGGAAAACGAGGAGGAGGCCAAACGUGUGGAUGACAUCACACUCAGAGAGACCGGCAACGACAUCACACUGAGAGAAAAUGAGGAGGAUGCCUUUGGAGACACUGCCAAGCCUGCUGAUGACCUCAUGCUCGGAGGAGAUGCCAUGCACAUGAACGCUGCAGGAGAGAACAGGAAACUUGACGUCACCUUUACAGAAAAUGCAACUGACGUCAAACCAAAGGAUUCUGUGGCCGUGAGGUACAGCUGUCUGGAUCAGGAGGAGGAAGAAGAGGAGCUGUAG